ACUUCCCGGAUGGAGUUUUGUCGCCAUAUUUGGUCGCCGGUAGUAUAGGAGGAUUUUAAGCUGCUGUUACUUUGCAUCCGUCUGCACAAACAAACAGCCUCUCUUACCUUCACUUUUCCACCUCCUCCCGGUCCCCGGUAGCCAUGGCAGAUCAAGAGCACUUGGUUUACCAGGCUAAACUAGCAGAGCAAGCCGAGAGAUACGAUGGUGUGUGUGUGUGUGUGUGCAGGAAGGGCGACUACCACAGGUACCUAGCAGAGUUUGCCACGGGUAAUGACAGAAAGGAAUCAGCGGAGAACAGUUUGGUGGCGUAUAAAGCUGCCAGUGACAUUGCCAUGAUUGAGCUCCCCCCCACACAUCCCAUCCGGCUCGGCCUCGCUCUCAACUUCUCCGUCUUCUACUUCGAGAUCCUUAAUUCCCCCGACCGUGCCUGCAGGUUGGGCUUCUUCUCUCCUCACUUAAACUGUAUAGAUAGCUAUGUCUACCUGACGGGCAAAGAUGCCACACACUCCAAUGAUGACCAGUAUGUUGAAGACAGCCGACCCAACAAUGGUGCCAACGCCGACAUCUCCCUUCGUGAUGAACACACCUGCCAGUCAAGCAAGUGA
Sinocyclocheilus grahami is the source of this 608-nucleotide messenger RNA. Its product is annotated as 14-3-3-like protein. Bases 144 to 608 code for a protein of 154 amino acids. NCBI's taxonomy places the organism in Eukaryota, Metazoa, Chordata, Actinopteri, Cypriniformes, Cyprinidae. The transcript has 3 exons. The record is from RefSeq and is a predicted model, not a curated record.